AAGCAAGUCUGUUUGUAUUUUAAGUUUGCCAGGACUAAUGAAUUAAAAAAGCUUGGACUCUCGGCCGUUUGCUGGUUUAACAAUGCCUCUGAUGGAAGGAUUUUUUGCCCCACGAAGCAUGACUACACUGUGACCCCUCAUUGUCGGAAAAGAAAGAAAGGGACAGUGGAAUUGUGAAGGAAAAUGGAAAAGGGUGGUCCGGAGGGACCGAAAAGCCUAUGGGAAGUGCAGGUAGCAGCAUGUUGCUCUGACAGCUGUUUCAACUUCUCAGACCGUGUCAGUUUGCUGCCAUGUAGCAGGUGCAGCCUUUUCUUUUAUUGAAUCUUGACUCCAUAAAGGCAACGACAAGCCAAGGCAGUGGCUGGCCCUGGAUUACACAAGUGUAGACACUACUAAGUGAGCUGGAACAUAUAAGUAAACGCAUAGGCUCAAGUGCCCACAUGAUCACCACAGCAAGGGUACCUGCUGAUAAACCAAUACGAAUUGCCUUCAGUCUAAAUGACUCUCCAGAUGAUACCCCAUCUGAGAAUCCCUUUCCUUUGGCUUUUCCAGAUCUAGAACAGCAGCUCCAGCCCAUGCCUCCUUGUCAUGACUCAAAGGAAUCUAUGCAGGUGUUCAAACAGCACUGCCAAAUAGCAGAAGAAUACUAUGAAGUCAAAAAGGAAAUGGCUCUUCUUGAAGAAAGAAAAAAGGAGCUGAUUGCUAGGUUGGAUCAAGCUGAGGAAGAGAGCAUGGAUGCUACUCAGCUAGCAAAGGAGUAUUCAGACCUUACAGAAGAGAACCGGACACUGAAGUUGGCCCAGAAACAAUGUGUUGAACAGCUGGAAAAGCUUAGGAUACAGUAUCAGAAGAGACAGGGAUCUUCAUAACUUCGAAUGAAUCUGUCCGGAGCAAUAAAAAUCUAGGGCCUCUUCAGU
Molecule: messenger RNA, 917 nt
Organism: Euleptes europaea (tarantolino)
Lineage: Eukaryota; Metazoa; Chordata; Lepidosauria; Squamata; Sphaerodactylidae
Gene: MAP3K7CL
Product: MAP3K7 C-terminal like
Exons: 5
Coding region: 441-869 (142 amino acids)
Cellular component (GO): cytosol; nucleus
Source: RefSeq, a predicted model, not a curated record